This is a messenger RNA of Scatophagus argus, 3433 nucleotides long. It is a transcript of the gene cdhr1a, whose product is annotated as cadherin-related family member 1a. NCBI's taxonomy places the organism in Eukaryota, Metazoa, Chordata, Actinopteri, Scatophagidae. Gene Ontology annotation, molecular function: calcium ion binding. The transcript is spliced from 16 exons. Gene Ontology annotation, cellular component: plasma membrane. The record is from RefSeq and is a predicted model, not a curated record. Gene Ontology annotation, biological process: homophilic cell-cell adhesion. The coding region runs from base 53 to 2605 and encodes 850 amino acids.
GCAACUUUAAGCUGAAUUACUAAAAGACUUUUGGGCAUUCAAUGGUGGUUUUAUGUCUCUGUCCUCAGCACAAGCAGACUUUGCGCCCUAUUUCUAUGACAAUGGACCUUACAGCCACAAUGGGAACCUGGCACUGUUCAGCCUCUCAGAGGACACGGCUGUCGGUACACAGAUCUAUUGUCUCAACGGCACAGACCCUGAAGGCCAGGAGGUGAGGUAUGGCCUUUCCUUUGAUCCAGGGUCCAAAGAGUACUUCAGGGUCGACCCCAUAUCAGGAAACAUCACAUUGGUGGAACAGCUGGACAGAGAGAAACAAGAUUCUAUUGAUGUUCUUGUAAGCAUCACAGAUGGGCAAAGCAAGGUUGUGGAAAGAGUCACAAUAUUUGUGAUGGAUACAAAUGAUGAAAAACCUGAAUUUCAAAAUCUGCCGGCAAUCAUUGAUGUACUGGAAACAACUCAGUCGGGCAGCAGCAUCUACAAAGUCGAGGCAGUGGACCGGGACACGGGCUCAGGUGGCUCAGUCACCUACUACCUCCAGACUCUUCAGUCCACUUUGUUUACCAUCGAUAGACACAGUGGUGUCCUUCGUAUAAAAUCUGGGGAAACAUUGGACUACGAGACAGCAAAGACACACUUUGUCACUGUCAUUGCCAAGGAUGGUGGGGGUAAUUUAAAUGGCAAGGAGCAGUUCAUGUCCUCGUCUGCUACCUUGACGAUCAACGUUAUCGAUGCACAGGACAUGCCGCCAUCUUUUAUUGGGACACCAUACUUUGGCUACGUUUAUGAAAUCUCAGUACCGGGAUCUGAAAUAUUCACUGUUGUAGCCAAAGAUGGUGACGUGGGUAAACCAAAUCCAGUCCAUUAUUCCUUCGAUGAUGGUGAUGAUGGUGUUUUUCACAUCAAUAAAACAAGUGGCUGUAUCACCCUGCUGACUUUCCCCAUGUUUUUGAAGAGAGAAAUCUUUAACAUUAAAGUCAAGGCGUCAGAAGUAAGUCCUGAAGGCAGACUCAUGGACUACGGGGUGACCACGGUGGUGAUCCGUGUGGUGGACCUGAACAAUAACCCACCUACUUUCUAUGGAGAGAAGGGCCCACAAAACAUAUUUGAGUUGACCAUGUAUGAGCACCCACCGGAGGGAGAGAUACUGCGGGGGCUGAAAAUCACAGUCAAUGACUCUGAUCAGGGUGCAAAUGCUAAAUUCAAUCUGAGACUGAUCGGACCAGGGAGGAUGCUGCGAGUCGUCCCUCAGACUGUUCUCAAUGAGGCCCAAGUCACAAUCUUAGUCGAAGACUCUGCGGCCAUGGACUAUGAGAAACAUCACUUUCUCACUUACAAGCUGCUUGCAGUUGAGAUUGAUACGCCUGAGAGAUUCAGCGCCACCGCAGACAUUGUCAUUCAUCUCCUGGACACCAAUGACAAUGCUCCGAAAUUCUCCUCAGAUUACUACAUCGCCAGAAUUCCAGAAAACUCACCCGGUGGCUCCAAUGUGGUGUCAGUCACGGCAACAGACCCAGACUCAGGACCUUGGGGUGAAGUAAAGUACUCUAUUUAUGGAUCAGGGGCUGACUUGUUCCUUAUUCAGCCUGCAUCUGGGAUUAUCUACACCCAGCCGUGGGCGAGUCUGGAUGCAGAGGUGAGGUCUAAAUACAACUUCUAUGUGAAGGCGGAGGACACAGAGGGGAAGUACAGCCUGGCUGAGGUGUUUGUGACUGUGCUGGACCUGAAUGACCACCCGCCUGCAUUCAAUGAUAACUUUCUUGAGACGACAAUGGUGAUUGGGGCACCAGUGAAAAUAGAGGCUGUAGACGAUGAUGCAGAAGUACCCAACAAUGUCAUCGAGUAUGCGAUCAUGAAAGCUGAACCAGACAACAACAUCUUUGACAUUGACGCUGACACGGGGGAGAUCAUGUUGAAGUCCUACAUUAAGUCAAUGGCCAUCAUUCAGAACAUAACCAAGCAAAGAGACUGCACCUGGUCCCUGGUGGUGCAGGCCCGCGACCGAGGUCAGCCAUCCUUCAGCACCACUGCAGUCGUCAAGAUUGACAUCACUGAAGCUACCCAACUCAAUGGGGGGCCUUUGGGAUCAUUUUUCAUGCAGAGUAGAAACAAGCCUAUGCAGAUCCUAGGCAUGCUUGCUGGUGUCAUUAGUCUCAUGGUCAUAGUCACGAUCAUCAUCUCCACUGCAACAUUCAUGCGCAACAAAAAGUCCAACCGGAUCCUGCCUAACCGCCGUGUAAGGAGGAGACCAAGGAAACAGCAGACCUGGAACUUCAAAAACCCUUUCAAGAAGCCAGAAACUCAAGGAGAGAAAUUCAGAGUAGAAGAGGAACAGCAGGAGCCGGAGGUCAUCGUUGAGAAUGUCAACUACAACAACAAUGUCAGCAAUGUUGUGAGACAAUGGCCCCCACCUCCUGCCCCAUCUCUGCCCCCUCCACCACCCCCUUACAUCCCAGGGGAGAGGCAGUGGGUGGUUCCCACCGUUUCAGCAACAGUGCCCAUCAAACCUAAAAAGAAGCCAGUGAUAACCAGACAGGACACUGUGAACAAAGCUUUGGUUUCAGAGCUCAAGAUGAGACUCGAACAGAAGAGGUUGAAACAUUACUAGUGCUUGACGUAACAAUCUCAGCUCUUGGUCCAUUUAGGAGCACUUCUGAAGAUUUCAUGCAGCAGAUCCGUCCAGUUGUCACCAGGAAUGCACAAGUUUGAAUUUCCAGAUCUUCCCAUGUUGCCAUAGAGACAAAUGGAAACUUUAAAAUGGAAAACCAAAUACUGAAGUGUGCAGACUUCAUCUGAAAAGCAUGAAGGUCAUAUGGUAUGAUCAAAAACUUCGCAAUAGACACAAAUUGGGCCUUGACUUGGACUGUUUUGUUGACUGACAUUUUCAAAGCAAAGAGUAAACUUUAAAACUCAAUCAUUAAUGUGUGUGUGUGUGUGUGUACACGUGUGUCUGUGUUCAUUUUCAGACAGAUUAUACACACUGGAACAGCUUUCAUCUGAUGGAAGAAAUUUCCCGUCAUCAUUCAGAUCAUGUUUUUCUUUGACAUCCAUUUAUCGUUUGCUUCUGGUUGACACUUCUGUGUCAUUUAUUAACAGAUAAAUUCCACCUUUUGAACCUUUUGUUGACACACUAGUGGAUUAGAGUUCCCAACCCAGAUCCCUGGUGACAAAUGAAGUCAUUCAGCAAGAAGCAAGCAACAAGCAAAACUGUUUAUUUGGGAUCCACCCAAGCUCCUUACAAGAGAUUUCAUGACACUUGAACUGACUAAAGAGAUCAGUCUGAGGGAAGGGAAGCAAAGUGAUCACGUUAGGACGACCUUUAAUCCUACUGAGCAGGUGUAAAGCACUGUUCAGAGCCCUGGUUUGGAGCAGUCACGAAAUGUUUAAUUUCAGAUUUAAAAGACUGUGUUUCAUUUGUUUACUAUUGUAUAUCUGG